UUUUGGGAUUACGUACCACUUACAGCAAUGAACGUAGAAAUGUUUUGGCUUCAUUACGUAGUGGAAUGGAUAGUGAUUGAGUGUAUCAACCUAGUCUGUGGUAUUAUGCGAAAAUGGAAUUUUUGAAUAAUCAUUUGGCAAUACGAACAUCCGUUUCGAAUUUAGAUGCAUUAGUCUCCAACACAGAACUACCCGAGAAUGCAAUUAUUGAGGAAGAGGAAACAGAGUCUGAGGAAUAUGUACCCGAGGUUACUGAAGAAUAUGUGGAAGAUAAUGUACUAUCACCUGUAUCUGAUACUGGGACAAUAACGCCUCGUGACGAAACUCCUGCUUUGUCAAGAUCGGGCACUCCGAUUGCGAGAAAAAGGAAGGCAACCAAAAAAGAUAAUGACAAUGAACUACUUUCACAGAUGACGAAGCAUCUUGGAAGUGUUGUCAGUACAUUAAAUAAUCCUAAAGAAACAAGUAAUGAUGAUGAUAUAUUUGCAAGUUUUAUUUCAUCACAACUUAAAAUGAUAUCAGAUCAGCGAGUAAAAGCAAAUGUUAAAUACUAA
Molecule: messenger RNA, 554 nt
Organism: Photinus pyralis (common eastern firefly)
Lineage: Eukaryota; Metazoa; Arthropoda; Insecta; Coleoptera; Lampyridae
Exons: 3
Coding region: 114-554 (146 amino acids)
Source: RefSeq, a predicted model, not a curated record